Wickerhamiella sorbophila is the source of this 630-nucleotide messenger RNA. Its product is annotated as 54S ribosomal protein L8, mitochondrial. The coding region runs from base 1 to 630 and encodes 209 amino acids. The record is from RefSeq and is a predicted model, not a curated record. Lineage: Eukaryota; Fungi; Ascomycota; Dipodascomycetes; Dipodascales; Trichomonascaceae. Gene Ontology annotation, molecular function: structural constituent of ribosome. The transcript has a single exon. Gene Ontology annotation, biological process: translation. Gene Ontology annotation, cellular component: ribosome; mitochondrial large ribosomal subunit.
AUGGUUCAUCGACACUUGAAUCGUACGGUGAAGCACCGGGCUUCGCUUUUGCGCAACCUGGUCACGAAUGUGCUAGAGCACGAGUCUAUUAUCACCACGCACGCCAAGGCCAAGGAGGCGCAGACUGCGGUCGAGCGGCUGAUCACCAAAGCCAUCAAGGCCGGGCCGACUCCUAACAAUGAAAAAAAGCAGCGGCUAAUGAACGAUAUCUACAAACCACAGGUCAUUUUACCAAAGCUUCUUGGUGAGAUCUCCACUCGCUACAAGUCGUUCACCGGUGGGUAUACUCGAGUUCUGAAGCUUGAAAACCGGGUUGGCGACAAUGCCCCCCAGUCCAUUCUCGAAUUAGUCGGUGGACCCCGUGAUAUGAGAAUGGCUCUUACGGCACGUAUCGUUGCUCGGCUGGAGUGCCAGGGUGCUGAUUUGGAUCCCCGCACCAAGCUUAAUGUUGAAAAGAUCUGCCGUGAUGAUGAGUCGACUCGUCGAUUCAAGGAGGAAGUUGAGUUCAUGAAGAACGAGUUCUAUACCGAUGAAAAGCUAGAGUCUCUUCCUCCUCUGCCCAAGUACGAGCCCAAGAAGAAGGCACCUUUGGAGCUCCGUCCUAAUCCAUUGAACAAAAAACAGGCAUAG